Candida albicans SC5314 is the source of this 963-nucleotide messenger RNA. RefSeq lists its product as uncharacterized. The record is from RefSeq and is a predicted model, not a curated record. The transcript has a single exon. Gene Ontology annotation, biological process: lipid droplet organization; phospholipid biosynthetic process; lipid storage. Gene Ontology annotation, cellular component: endoplasmic reticulum membrane. Lineage: Eukaryota; Fungi; Ascomycota; Pichiomycetes; Serinales; Debaryomycetaceae. The coding region runs from base 1 to 963 and encodes 320 amino acids.
AUGAAUAAACUUUUCAAAUCGAUAUAUACUCAAACUAAACUUAAUAUUUAUGAAUUUUUAUUUGCUAUUUCAUUUCUAGUAAAUUUUAUACUUGGUCGAUUCAUUCAUUUUUCAGCACCUGAUGAAGAAGUUUAUAAUUAUUAUAAUAAUAAACGGAAUAUAUUGAAUCAAUGGUUUGUUAAAAAAGGUUGGGGUUGGACAACUUUGGUGAUUAUUUUAUUUUAUUCCAAUAUCAUUUAUAAACAAUACAACAGCAAAGCAACAACUAAUACUACUACUACUAAUAAUAAUAACAACAACAAACAAGGGGUGAUAGUUCAGACAAUUCGUAAUGCGGUUAUUAAUUAUAUUGUUGUUACUAUAUGGUGGAUAUUUUUCACUCAAUGGUGUUUUGGAUUACCUAUAAUGGAUAAAAUUUUUGUAUUAACUGGAGGGAAAUGUAGUAUUGACACCAAUAGUAUGGCACAUUUCAAUCCUAAUCAUCAUCAUGUUCAUGCCAAUUUUGUACAAAAAUUGGAAAAUAUUUGGGAAUCUACCGGGAUAACUUCCUAUAAUUGUCGUAGAAUUAAAGGAAGUCAAUGGAUAGGUGGUCAUGAUCCUCUGGGUCAUGUAUUUUUAAUGAUUCAUUCAUCAUUAUAUUUAUUUAAUGAAAUGAUUAAUUAUUGGCCUGGUUGGACUUAUAUUAAACAUAAUCUUUCUCAAAUAUUGACAAGUGGUAAUGAUAAUGGUAAUGAUAAUGGUAAUGGUAAUGGCAAUGGCACUAGAUCUUUAAGUAUUGGUGAUAAAUUGUUAUUAUUAUGGAAUACUCCACAAUUGAUAAUUGGAGGGUUGAUUGGAUUAUGGUGGUUUAUGUUAUUAAUGACAAAUAUUUAUUUCCAUCUGAGUUUAGAAAAAUUGGUAGGUUUGGGAUUUGGUUAUAUUGGUGUUGCAGGAUUAUAUUGGAUACCGAGAUGGUUAUUAUAA